AUGUUCUGGGUCAGGUUCUUGGUUCUGGCCCUCCUGUCUCUGGCUGGUGUGACCCAGACCUCCUCUAGCCCGACCCAGGCCUCUGAGCCCCCUAACCCCACUGAGGAGCAGCCUCCCCUGAAUACGGGAAGCCUCUCAUUCCCUUGGAGCCGCCUCCGUCUUCCGGGGUACAUUGUUCCGCUCCACUACCACCCCCUGCUCCACCCUAACCUCACCAUUCUCAGGUACAGCGGUACCGUCAGGAUAGAGUUCCAGGUUCAGAACAAUACCAACUGGGUGGUGCUGCACAGCAAGGGGCUUCGUAUCACUAUGGCAACCGUGCUGGAUUAGAACCUGGCUCACCUGUCAGACCAGGUAAGCUACUCCCUCAGCACUAAACUAUCAUGCCCAGUUUCUGCCUUCUCUGACAUGUCCGUCUAAUUACUACCGCGUGUGUUCCUGUUUGUGUGUGUCCUCAGGUUCUCCCUGUUCUCCACAACCCUACCCAUGAGCAGGUUGCCAUAUUCUCACCCAGAGUGCUCAGCGGUGGGCAGAAGUACUUCCUGUUUCUGGAGUUUGGGGCGGAUCUAGGAGAGGGCUUCUACGGCGUCUACAGAGGCACCUACAGAACCAGCACCGGAGAGACACGGUACGGAAUGUGUGUGUUUGUGUGCAUGUGUGUGUGUGUAUGUGUGUGACGUAUACUCUAUGUAUACGGGCUAUGUGUAGGUUAUGUAGGGGAGAAAGGCUGACACUCCUCAUCCAAACGCAGAAACUACUGGUAUGAGGAGAGACAUCACAUGAAACUCCUUGUAUUUUCUCUCUCUCUCCCGCCAUUCCACCAUCCCCCCUAUCUCUCCCCUACCUCUAUCUCUCCAGGACCCUGGCCUCCACUCAUUUUGAGCCCACCAGUGCUCGGAUGGCGUUUCCCUGUUUUGAUGAGCCUAGCUUCAAGGCUAACUACUCUAUCAGUAUCAAGAGGAGCCCAGCACACACCGCCCUGUCCAACAUGCCUGUAGUGAGUAAACGCACACACCAUGGUGGAGAUGUGAGACAACAUGGUGGCAGGUAGAUCAUAUUAUGUGAGUGUACAGUGCCUUCAGAAAAUAUUCACACCCCUUGACUUUUCCAACAUUUAGUUGUGUUACAGCCUGAAUUUAAAUUGAUUAAAUGGAGAUUUUCCCCUGGCCUACACACAAUACCCCAUAAUGUCAAAGUGGAAUUACGUUUUUUUUUUUUUUCAAAAUUAUCACAAAUGUAUUAAAAAUGAAAAGCUGAAAUGUCUUCAGUCAAUAAGUAUUCAACCCCUUUUUUAAGGCAAGCCUAAAUAAGUUCAGGUGUAAAAAUGUGCUUAACAAGUCAUAUAAUAAUUUGCAUGGACUCUGUGUUCAAUAAUACUGUUUAAUAUGAUUUUCUAAUGGCUACUUCAUCUAUAAUUAUCUGUAAGGUCCCUCAGUCGAGCAGUGAAUUUCAAACACAGAUUCAACCACAAAGACCAGGAAGGUUUUCCAAUGCCUCGCGAAGAAGGGCACCUAUUUAUAUAUGAGUAAAAAAAAAGCAGACAUUGAAUAUCCAUUUGAGCAUGGUGAAGUUAGUCAUUACACUUUGGAUGGUGUAUCAAUACACACAGUCACUACAAAGAUACAGGUGUCCUUCCUAACUCAGUUCCCGGAGAGGAAGGAAACAACUCAGGGAUUUCACCAUGAGGCCAAUGGUGACUUUAAAACAGUUAAAGAGUUUAAUGGCUGUGAUAUAAGAAACACUGAGGAUGGAUCAACAACAUUGUAGUUACUCCACAAUACUAACCUAAUUGACAGAGUGAAAAGAAGGAAGUCUGUACAGAAUAGAAGUAGAAGGAUGACUGUUAUACUAUUCCAGGUAUUCCUUAAAGAGGUAGGGUUUCAAGUGUCUCCGGAAGGUGGUCAGUGACUCCGCUGUCCUGGCGUCGUGGGGGAGCUUGUUCCACCAUUUGGGUGCCAGAGCAGCAAAUAGCUUUGACUGGGCUGAUCGGGAACUGUGCUUCCGUAGAGGUAGGGGGGCUAGCAGGCCAGAGGUGGAUGAACGUAGUGCCCUCGUUUGGGUGUAGGGUCUGAUCAGAGCCUGAAAGUAAGGAGGUGCCGUUCCCAUCACAGCUCCGUAGGCAAGCACCAUGGACUUGUAGCAGAUGCGAGCUUCAACUGGAAGCCAAGCCAGUGGAGUGUGCAGAGGAGCGGGGUGACAUGAGAGAACUUGGGAAGGUUGAACACCAGACGGGCUGCAGCGUUCUGGAUAAGUUGUAGGGGUUUAAAGGCACAGGCAGGGAGCCCAGCCAACAGCAAGUUGCAGUAAUCCAGACGGGAGAUGACAAGUGCCUGGAAUAGAACCUGUGCCACUUUCUGUGUAAGGUAGGGUCGUACUCUGCGAAUGUUGUAGAGCAUGAACCUGCAGGAUCGGGUCACAGCUUUGAUGUUAGUGGAGAACGACAGGGUGUUGUCCAGGGUCACACCAAGGUUCUUUGCACUCUGGGAGGAGGACACAAUGGAGUUGUCAACCGUGAUGUCGAGAUCAUGGAGUGGGCAGUCCUUCCCCGGGAGGAAGAGCUGCUCCGUCUUGCCGAGGUUCAGCUUGAGGUGGUGAUCCGACACCCACACUGAUAUGUCUGCCAGAUAUACAGAGAUGAGAUUCGCCACCUGGUUAUCAGAAGGGGGAAAGGAGAAAAUUAAUUGUGUGUCGUCUGCGUAGCAAUGAUAGGAGAGACCAUGUGAGGAUAUGACAGAGCCAAGUGACUUGGUGUAUAGAGAGAACAGGAGAGGGCCUAGAACUGAGCCCUGGGGGACACCAGUGGUGAGAGCACGUGGUGCGGAGACAGAUUCUCGCCACACCACCUGGUAGGAGCGACUUGUCAGGUAGGACGCAAUCCAAGAGUGAGCAGCGCCGGAGAUGCCCAACUCGGAGAGGGUGGAGAGGAGGAUCUGAUGGUUCACAGUAUCAGAGGCAGCAGAUAGGUCUAGAAGGAUAAGAGCAGAGGAAAGAGAGUUAGCUUUAGCAGUGCGGAGAGCCUCCGUGACACAGAGAAGAGCAGUCUCAGUUGAAUGACCAGUCUUGAAAGCUGACUGGUUUGGACCAAGAAGGUCAUUCUGAGAGAGAUAUCAGGAGAGUUGGCUGGAGACGGCUCAAGAGUUUUGGAGAGAAAAGAAAGAAGGGAUACUGGUCUGUAGUUGUUGACAUCGGCGGGAUCGAGUGUAGGUUUUUUGAGGAGGGGUGCAACUCUUGCUCUCUUGAAGACGGAAGGGACAUAGUCAGCGGUCAAGGAUGAGUGAGGUGAGGUAAGGGAGAAGGUCUCCGGAAAUGGUCUGGAGAAGAGAAGCGGGGAUAGGGUCAAGCGGGCAGGUUGUUGGGCGACCGGCUAUCACAAGUCGCAAGAUAUCAUCUGGAGAGAGAGGGGAGAAAGAAGUCAAAGCAUAGGGUAGGGCAGUGUGAGCAGGACCAGCGGUGUCAUUUGACUUAAUAAAUGAGGAUCGGAUGUUGUCAACCUUCUUUCAAAAUGGUUGACGAAGUCAUCCACAGAGAGGGAGGAGGGAGGGGGAGGAGGAGGAGGAUUCAGCAGGGAGGAGAAGGUGGCAAAGAGCUUCCUAGGGUUAGAGGCAGAGGCUUGAAAUUUAGAGUGGUAGAAAGUGGUUUUAGCAGCAGAAACAGAGGAAGAAAAUGUAGAGAGGAGGGAGUGAAAAGAUGACAGGUCCGCAGGGAGUCUAGAUUUCCUCCAUUUCCGCUCGGCUGCCCGGAGCCCUGUUCUGUGAGCUCGCAAUGACUUGUCAAGCCACGGAGCAGGAGGGGAGGACCGAGCCGGCCGGGAGGAUAUUUUACAUUUCAGUCAUUUAGCAGACGCUCUUAUCCAGAGCGACUUACAGUUAUUGAGUGCAUACAUUAUUUUUAUUUAUUUAUUAUACUGGCCCCCGUGGGAAUCGAACCCACAACCCUGGCGUUGCAAGCACCAUGCUCUACCAACUGCGCUACACUGGACAUAGAGAGUCAAAAGAUGCAGAAAGGGAGGAGAGGAGGGUUGAGGAUGCAGAAUCAGGAGACCGGAGGGAGAAGGAUUUAGCAGAGGGAAGAGAUGAUAGGAUGGAAGAGGAGAGAGUAGCGGGAGAAAGAGAGCGAAGGUUGCGAUGGCACAUUACCAUCUGAGUAGGGGCAGAGUGAGUAGUGUUGAAGGAGAGCGAGAGAGAAAAGGAUACAAAGUAGUGGUCGGAGACUUGGAGGGGAGUUGCAGUGAGAUUAGUAGAAGAACAGCAUCUAGUAAAGAUGAGGUCAAGCGUAUUGCCUGCCUUGUGAGUAGGGAGGGACGGUGAGAGGGUGAGGUCAAAAGAGGAAAGGAGUGGAAAGAAGGAGGCAGAGAGAAAUGAGUCAAAGGCAGACGUAGGGAGGUUAAAGUCACCCAGAACUGUGAGGGGUGAGCCAUCCUCAGGAAAGGAACUUAUCAAGGCGUCAAGCUCAUUGAUGAACUCUCAACUCUCCAAGGGAACCUGGAGGGCGAUAAAUGACAAGGAUGUUAAGCUUGAAUGGGCUAGUGACUGUGACAGCAUGGAAUUCAAAUGAGGAGAUAGACAGAUGGGUCAGGGGAAAAAGAGAGAAUGUCCACUUGGGAGAGAUGAGGAUUCCUGUGCCACCACCCCGCUGACCAGAUGCUCUCGGGGUAUGCGAGAACACAUGGCCAGACGAGGAGAGAGCAGUAGGAGUAGCAGUGUUUUCAGUGGUAAUCCAUGUUUCCGUCAGCGCCAAGAAGUCGAGGGACUGGAGGGUAGCAUAGGCUGAGAUGAACUCUGCCUUGUUGGCCGCAGAACUGCAGUUCCAGAGGCUGCCGGAGACCUGGAAGUCCACGUGGGUCGUGCGUGCAGGGACCACCAGAUUAGAGUGGCAGCAGCCACGCGUUGUGAAGCGUUUGUAUGGCCUGUGCAGAGAGGAGAGAACAGGGAUAGACAGACACAUAGUUGACAGGCUACAGAAAAGGCUACAAUAAUGCAAAAGAGAUUGGAAUAAAAUUAACUAAACAUCUGGGGAAGCGAGAGAGCGGGGCCUCCCUCACUUACCUUUCACUGAAACACUCAAAUAUAACUCUCCCAACUUCCACUUUAGAAAUCAGCUUGAAAGUCAAUGGCAAGACUUGAAAAUGGUUGUCUAGCAAUGAUCAACAACCAAUUUGACAGAGCUUGAAGAAAUUAGAAAAGAAUAAUAGGCAAAUGUUGUACAAUACAGGUGUGGAAAGAUCUUAGAGACUUACCCAGAAAGACAGCUGUAAUCACUGCCAAAUGUGAUUCUAACAUGUAUUGACUCAGCGGUGUGAAUACUUUCAGUGGCUUGCGAAAGUAUUAACCCCACUUGGCAUUUUUCCUAUUUUGUUGCCUUACAACCUGGAAUUAAAAUUGAUUUUUGGGGGGGUUUGUAUCAUUUGAUUGACACAACAUGCCUACCACUUUGAAGAUACAAAAUAUUUUUUACUGUGAAACAAACAAGAAAUAAGACUAAAAAACUGAAACCUUGAGCGUGCAUAACUAUUCACCCCCCCAAAGUCAAUACAUUGUAGAGCCACCUUUUGCAGCAAUUACAGCUGCAAGUCGCUUGGGGUAUGUCUCAAUAAGCUUGGCACAUCUAGCCACUGGGAUUUUUGCCCAUUCUUCAAGGCAAAACUGCUCCAGCUCCUUCAAGUUGGAUGGGUUCCACUGGUGUACAAUCUUUAAGUCAUACCACAGAUUCUCAAUUGGAUUGAGGUCUGGGCUUUGACUAGGCCAUUUCAAGACAUUUAAAUGUUUCCCCUUAAACCACUCAAGUGUUGCUUUAGCAGUAUGCUUAGGGUCAUUGUCCUGCUGGAAGGUGAACCUCUGUCCCAGUCUCAAAUCUCUGGAAGACAGAAACAGGUUUCCCUCAAGAAUUUCCCUGUAUUUAGCGCCAUCCAUCAUUCCUUAAAUUCUGACCCUGCCGAUGAAAAACAUCCCCACAGCAUGAUGCUGCCACCACCAUGCUUCACUGUGGGGAUGGUGUUCUCUGGGUGAUGAGAGGUGUUGGGUUUGCGCCAGACGUAGCGUUUUCCUUGAUGGGCAAAAAGCUCAAUUUUAGUCUCAUCUGACCAGAGUACCUUCUUCCAUAUGUUUGGGGAGUUUCCCACAUGGCUUUUGGCGAAUACCAAACCUGUUUGCUUAUUUUUUUCUGUAAGCAAUGGCUUUUUUCUGGCCACUCUUCCGUAAAGUCCAGCUCUGUGGAGUGUACGGCUUAAAGUGGUCCUAUGGAUAGAUACUACAAUCUCCGCUGUGGAGCUUUGCAGCUACUUCAGGGUUAUCUUUGGUCUCUUUGUUGCCUCUCUGAUUAAUGCCCUCCUUGCCAGGUCGGUGAGUUUUGGUGAGCGGCCCUCUCUUGGCAGGUUUGUUGUGGUCCCAUACUCUUUCCAUUUUUUAAAUAAUGGAUUCAAUGGUGCUCUGUGGGAUGUUCAAAGUUUCAGAUAUUUUUUUAUAACCCAACCCUGAUCUGUACUCAGUGGCGGCUCCUGAAAAAAUUCUCAGGAGGGGCAAUUUUUCUGAUGAUUUAGGUGACCUACACACAUUUUUAAAAAGAUAUGUCCAGCAACAACAUGAAGACAGGGGCAGCAUAUAAGUCAAUACCAGAAGCAUUUAUUGACUGAUCUCAAAAGUGUUGGCUUACAAAAGCAAAAUAAGUUAUCACAGUAAAAAUAAUCAAGGGUGUUCUUUCACAUUCCUCAACACUGCAUAAACAAUAUGUAUGGCUUUGUAAAAAUGAACAACCAUAUUCUGGCCAAUUGUAUAGAUUUGUAAAUAUGAACAACCAUAUUCUGGCCAAUUGUAUAGAUUUGUAAAAAUGAACAUGAACAGAUUUUUUAUUUUUUUGAAUGGCAGUACCUUUCAAACAUGUCUGCUUGCAGUAAGGUAGCACUCACAAGGUGGCCAGAGAAAGAUAACCUUUCUUUGGUGUGAUCCAGGAUGGUGUUGCAGACCUCUUCAGACAGCCUCUGCUUCUCCUCUUCUCUCAAAGCUGUUCUGGGUCUUUUGGCUCCUGUUGCUUCUUGCAGCUGCUGUUGAGAGGAGUCCCUGAAGGCAAACAGACCAAUGUGUUUGUUGGCUUUGUACAGUAUUGUUGUCUAUGUGAUGCACAGGUAUAUGCAAUGUAUCCAUGUAUAGUACAAAUACUUCAGUUCCACUUAAAAUGGGCAGGGAUGCAUAAAGUCUUUAGUGUUUAAGUUAGCCUUUGUGUCUCACAUAGCCUGGAUGUUCAGCACAGUAUACAGUGGUGCUCAUAAGCUUAUGAUCCCAUGCUAAAGUUGACUAAAAAGAGGAAUAAAAAAGAAAAGAAAAUUGGUGUCCUUAAAGGUUGGAUUUUCAAACUUUUUUAAUUAAGUCAUUAAGAUCAAUUUCCAAAAGAUGAUUUUUUUAUUUUUUUAUUCCUCUUUUUAGUCAGCUUUAGAAUGUGUUCAUACACUUAUGAGCACCACUGUACAGUACACAUAGUAUAUAAAAUAAGAUAGAUUACACCACUGGCCAUAUAUAAUGACAAUAAUGUAAUUUCAAACACAAAUGCAGUCUCCUUUCAUGCAUACAUUUUCAAAUAAAGCUCUGCUUUGAGAAAGAUCGAAUGAUAUUGUUUAAUCUUUAUCUUACCUUAUGGCCUGCACACUGCUUGCGAAGCUGUCGAGGGCACGUUUGAUAAAGACAGCAUCGAUGUCCUUAUUCUGUAGCUUCUGGUACGGUGGGCUGGUCAAAUGAACCCAAUGAACCCGUCCGGAUGGCUUCAAAACAUUCUAUGAGGUCGUCUCGAUUCUCGUAGACAGUGUUCACGACUCUGCUGUUGCUAACCUCAUCGUUGUGGCGGCGGACAGCUAGCCUGUAUCCCUCAUCCAGUUGAGUGGCAAUAUUCACUCUCACCAAAGCAGACAAUCUCAAACAGCUAUCAAUGUGGGUCUUUGACAGCUCAUUUUUCUUAAUCUUUUCUGAAAGAUGGUGCAUGUCGGUUACACCAGUCGCUGUCCAAGCGUUGCUGUCUGCCGUUCAUGGUUACGUUACGUUACGUAUGACGAAAGCGCGUAAGUGCAAGCCCUCAGACACCCAUAGAGAAUGUAUUGAAAGCUCAGAAAUUUGAAAAAAAAAUAUUUUACAUUAGAGGCUAUGAGAGACUUCUGGGCGAUUUUCAACCUGACUGAAAUCGCCCCAAAACGGGCGGGGACAUUUGAAGCACGACUUUAGCCUGAUUGGACAUUUAGUGGCUGGCAGAUCAGACGUGAACACUGAACUACUGUUGCCAUGAUAUAAUUGAUUAGAAAAAAAAUCCCUUCCUUUUCCCGUUUGGCAGUGCGUCGCCCAUAUCGCCCUAUUGAACACACCGCCCAUGUGACUGUACUUCUCCACAACUUUGUCCCUGACCUGUUUGGAGAGCUCCUUGGUCUUAAUGGUGCCGCUUGCUUGGUGGUGCCCCUUGCUUAGUGGUGUUGUAGACUCUGGGGCCUUUCAGAACAGGUGUAUAUAUACUGAGAUCAUGUGACAGUUUGCACACAGGUGGACUUUAUUCAACUAAUUAUGUGACUUCUGAAGGUAAUUGGUUGCACCAGGUCUUAUUUAGGGCUUCAAAGCAAAGGGGGUGAAUACAUGUGCACGCACCACUUUUCCGUUAUUAAUUUUUUUGAAUUUUUUAAAACAAGUUAUUUUGUUCAUUUCACUUCACCAAUUUCGACUAUUUUGUGUAUGUCCAUUACAUGAAAUCCAAAUAAAAAUCAAUUUAAUUACAGGUUGUAAUGCAACAAAAUAGGAAAAACGCCAAGGGGAUGAAUAAUUUUACAAGGCACUGUAUGUAAAUUAGAUAUUUCUGUAUUUCAUUUUCAAUAAAUUACUAAAUAUAUCUAAAAACAUGUUUCCACUUUAUGGGGUAUUGUGUGUAGACGGGUGAGAAAAAAAUCGAAUGAAUCCAUUUUUAAUUCAGCCUGUAACACAACAUUUUUUUGAAUAAGUUAAGGUGUAUGAAUACUUUCUGAAGGCAGUGUGUGUGUGUGCAUGUGUGUGUGUUUUCCCUCUAGGAGCAGACAGUGGUCCUGGAUGAUGGACUAAUGGAGGACCGUUUUGCUGUGAGUGUGAGGAUGAGCUCCUAUCUGGUGGCCUUCAUCGUUUGUGACUUCAGAUCUGUCAGGCAACAACUGCCUCAGGGGUCAAGGUAGGUCUGACUGGGGGCAGGGAUGUGUAUACGGGUAUGUGUACAUGUAUGUAUGUGCAAUGUGUGUGUGUGUGUGUAUGUGUGUGAUUUCAGAACAUCACUGUAAUAAUGUUUCAGGUUUCUGUCUAUGCUGCUCCUGAGAAAUGGCAGCAGACUCAUUAUGCUCUGAAGGCUGCAGUCAAACUACUGGAGUUCUACGAGAAAUACUUCAACAUCAACUACCCACUACCUAAACAAGGUAACUAAAUAUAUAAAUAUCAACUACCCACUAUCCAAACAAGGUAACUAAAUACAGUGCCCUCCACAAUUAUUGGCACCCCUGUUUAAGAUGUGGUCGAGGACUUCCAAAAAUUCUCCUUUUUUUUUUAACAAUAUAGAACCCAAAUGCAAAAAAAGAGAAAAAUCCAACCUUUUAUUUAAGUACAUUACUUUGGUGUAAAAAAAAAAAAUCACACAUUUAGAAAAAAAAAAAACUUAAAAUCAUGUGUCCCACAAUUAUUGGCACCCCUGAUGUUAAUACUUUGUACAACCCCCUUUAGCCAACAAGACAGCACUUAAUCUCCUCCUAUAACAUUUCACAAGAUUGGAGAACACAGAGAGAGGGAUCUUUGACCAUUCUUCUUUGCACAAUCUUUCUAGAUCAUACAGUGUCCUGGGUCCUCUCUUAUGCACUCUCCUCUUUAGCUCGCCCCACAGGUUUUCGAUUGGGUUGAGGUCUGGGGACUGAGAUGGCCAUGGGAGGACCUUGAGUUUGUGACUGCUGAACCAUUUUUGUGUAGAUUUUGCCACAUGUUUUGGAUCAUUAUCCUGCUGAAAGACCCAAUGACGACCCAUCUUCAGCUUUCUGGCAGAGGCCAUCAGGUUUUUAUUUAAAAUGUCCUGGUAGUUCAAAUCGUUCAUAAUGCCAUGCACCCUAACAAGGUUCCCAGGGCCUUUGGAAGAGAAACAGGCCCACAGCAUCACAGAUCCUCCACCAUACUUCACGGUGGGCAUGAGGUGCUUUUCGGCAUACUCAUCUUUUGUUUUACGCCAGACCCACUUAGAGUGUUUGUUGCCAAAAAGCUCAAUCUUAGUCUCAUCUGACCAAAGCACACGAUCCCAGUUGAAGUCCCAGUGCCGCUUAGCAAACUCAAGACGUUUACGUUUGUGAGUGUUAGUGAGAAAAGGCUUUUUCCUUGCAUGCCUCCCAAACAGCUUGUUGGCAUGUAGAGAGCGUCUGAUGGUUGUUUUGGAGACUUUGUGACCCCAAGAUGCCACUCUUUGAUGCAAUUCUGUGACAGUGAGCUUAGGAUUUUUUUUACUUCUCUUACCAUCCUCCUCACUGUGCGUUGUGGCAAGAUAAACUUGGGACCUCUUCCAGCCUUGUUUGUCACUGUUCCAGUUGUUUUAAACUUCUUAAUGAUUCCUCUGACUGUAGAUACGGGCAAGUUAAGGCGAGUGGCUAUUUUCUUGUAGCCAUUGCCUGACUUAUGAAGGUCGACACAAAUCUGCCUUACUUGAAUGGUGUGUUCUCUUGUCUUUGCCAUGUUGACAAAUGGGUAAGAGAAUUAGGCCUCUGUGUCACGUCAUAUUUAUACCCCAGGGAAACAGGAAGUCAUGAAUUACUAAUUAAAAGUUCCUAGAUACCCUGACCAACUUUAGCAACUACAGAAAAAUAUAUUUAAAAAAAAAUCAAUUAAAAUUUUCUGCGGAAUUGUUAGGGGUGCCAAUAAUUGUGGGACACAUGAUUUUCGGACACAUGAAUUUUUUUUUUUGUAAAUGUGUGAUUUUUUUUGUUUUACCACCAAAGUAAUGUACUUAAAUAAAAGGUUGGAUUUUUCUCUUUUUUUGCAUUUGGGUUCUAUGUUGUUUUUAAAAAAAAAUGAGCAUUUUUGGAAGUCCUCGACCACAUCUUAAACAGGGGUGCCAAUAAUAGUGGAGGGCACUGUACAUCAAUAUCAACAACCCACUAUCUAAACAAGGUAACUAAAUACUUCAAUAUCAACUACCCACUACCUAAACAAGGCAACUAUACUGAACAAAAAUAUAAACGCAACAUGUAAAGUGUUGGUCCCAUGUUUCAUGAGCUGAAAUAAAAGAUCCUAGAACUUUUCCAUAUGCACAAAAAGGCGUAUUUCUCUCAAAUUUUGUGCACAAAUUUGUUUACAUCCCUGUUACUGAGCCUUUCUCCUUUGCCAAGAUAAUCCACCCACCUGACAGGUGUGGCAUAUCAAGAAGCUGAUUAAACAGCAUGAUCAUUACACAGGUACACCUUGUGCUGGGGACAGUAAAAGGCCACUUUAAAAUGUGCAGUUUUGUCACACAACACAAUGCCACAGAUGUCUCAAGUUUGAGGGAGCAUGCAAUUGGCAUGCUUACUGCAGGAAUGUCCACCAGAGCUGUUGCCAGAGAAUUUAAUGUUCAUUUAUCUACCAUAUAGUGCCUCCAACGUCGUUUUAGAGAAUUUGUCAGUACGUCCAACCGGUCCAACAAUUUACAUGUUGCGUUUAUAUUUGUAUUCUGUGUAAAUACUUCAAUAUCAACUACCUAAAAAAGGUAACUUAAUACUUAAAUAUCAACUACCCACUACCUAAACAAAGUAACUAAAUACCAGUGAAAGUACUACUUAAGUUGUUUUUUGGGGUAUCUGUACUUUACCCAAACUUUUACUUUUACUUCACUACAUUCCUAAAGAAAAUGAUGUACUUUUUACACCAUACAUUUUCCCUGACACCCAAAAGUACUACAUUUUGAAUGCUUAGCAGGAUAGGAAAAUUGUCUAAUUCACACACUUAUCAAGAGAACACCCCUGGUCAUCCCUACUGCCUCUGAUCUGGCGGACUCACUAAACACAUGCUUCGUUUGUAAAUUAUGUCUGAGUGAUGGAGUGUGCCCCUGGCUAUCCGUAAAUAAAAAAAACAGGAAAAUGAUGCCGUCUGGUUUGGUUUAUAUAAGGAAUUUGAAAUGAUUUAUACUUUUACUUUUACUUUUGAUACUUAAGUAUAUUUUAGCAAUUACAUUUACUUUUGAUACUUAAGUAUAUUUAAAACCAAAUACUUUUAGACUUUUACUCAAGUAGUAUUUUACUGGGAGACUUUCACUUUUACUUGAGUAUGACAAUUGGGUAAUUUUUCACCACUGCUAAAUACAUCAACAUCAACGUUGAUGAUAAAGCAUAAUGCAUAAUGAACAUUUUGGUAGGGGUUGAUACAUCUUUCGUAAUCAAGUCUGACAUUUUAAAGUGGAAAUUACAAACUUCAGAAGCCUUUUUUAAACCUGAAAUACUACAAGUUAUCCUGCAACAGGGUGAUCAAAUUAAGAUCCUACAUCUGUAUCUAUUAUUUUGAAUACUAGACAGUGAAUACAAGUAUUUAAUAUAUUGUAUAGAUCAAUAAAAACAAAGAAGUAUAAUGUGUGUUUCUCCGUUUUAUGUCAUUGGUGUUAUCGCAUUGAAAAUCACUGAUUAUAAAGAUAUCAAAUUCCACAUUUCAAGUUUUAUUAGUCGUAUGUAAGGCAAACACAUGGUAUACACCGUCCAACGAAGUGCUUACUUGCAGGUUCCUUCUCUACAAUGCAACAAUAAGAAAUAAUAAAGGAUAAGAAUAUGAACAUAAAGUUAAAUGGCUCAGUAGAAUAUAAUAAACAUUUUAGCAUCAGUAUAAUACAGGAAGGCAGUAUUUAGCAAUCAUAAUAUGAGUAUGGUAGCAGUUGUGAUGUGUAGCAUGAAUGUAUGUGUGUGUGUGUGGAUGAGUGUAUAUCUGUAUGAGUGUAUGCAUGAGUGAGUACGUGAAUGAGUGCAGAUAUACAAUGACCUUGAGCAUUCUCUCCAGCGGCAAACUUUUAUCAGGGGAGGGAUCUACAGUAUAUUUUAAAAAUGUAUUAGCUAAUCACACCCUUUUAGUAUUUCAUCAAUUUGAGGAUUCAUCCCUCUGAUAAUUUGGUGUGUCUAAAUGUAAAAUGUCACUUUGUGUUAGUCAAUUUAAAUGAAGUGGAAAUAACAUUGUGAGCAAAAUGAUUAAUCACUUCACUUUAGUAAAUGGCUUUUAAAAGAUUGAUGACCUUAGAUUUUAGCAUUCAAGGCCAGCAUUUCAGAAAAUCCUAAUUUAUCUAAAACGUCUCAUUGGUGUUACCAUCAUUGGGGUUACUACUCCUACUGGUGUCACAAUGUUAUCAUAAUGGUAAAAAAUAUUUAAAGUCAUUAAGCUACCAUUUUGGUUGUUUUAGAAUGGGAAGAUGUACCCAAAUACAUUUAAAUAAAUACAAAUCUAGAAAAAAAGAAGUAAAAUUGCCAUGCCCAAAGGCCACCGUAAUUCAAGAAUAACCCAGUUGUUUAAACAAGCAAGGCAAUCAUUCUAAAGUUACUGCCUGCCUCCCCCUCCAGACCUGGUGGCUAUCCCAGACUUUCAGUCGGGAGCAAUGGAAGACUGGGGUCUGAUCACCUUCAGAGAGACCAGCCUGCUCUACGACCCUGCCACCUCCUCAGCCUCCGAUAGGCUCUGGGUUACCAUGGUGAUCGCCCAUGAGCUCGCCCACCAGGUAAGAGUCAGACAGGUUGUUGUGCAGUUCACGGUGUAGAACAGGAAGUAGCCAGUCAUGGCAAGGAGUUAGAUUUUAUGUGAUAUGACUACAAUGACAUGAAGAGGGAUUAACAGUGAUGCUAUGAACCUCUGGAUUCUUCAGGAAGUUUAUCUGCACUGGAACUCCUCUCUUCUCUUGACAUCUCUCAUUGUCUGUCCUCUCCUGUCUGUCUGUCUGUCUGUCUGUCUGUCUGUCUGUCUGUCUGUCUGUCUGUCUGUCUGUCUGUCUGUCUGUCUGUCUGUCUGUCUGUCUGUCUGUCUGUCUGUCUGUCUGUCUGUCUGUCUGUCUGUCAGUCAGUCAGUCAGUCAGUGGUUUGGGAACCUGGUGACCAUGGAGUGGUGGAAUGACAUCUGGCUGAACGAGGGCUUUGCCAGAUACAUGGAGUACAUCUCAGUGGACGCCACAUACCCCGAACUCAGAGUGGUAUGAUCCUGUUACUCACUUGUUGUACACAUCACUAGCCCGAGUUCACAGUAUGAAUGUUUCACCUGAUCUAGACAUGUCCCUGAGUGAAAUUCCUGUUGAAACUGUGCCUUUUUUAAUCUCUUAGGAGGACUAUCUUCUGGACACCUGCUUCGUUGCGAUCUAAACUCCUCUCGCCCCAUCUUCAGUGGCUGAAAGCCCCACACAGAUUAAAGAGAUGUUCGACACAGUAUCCUAUAAUAAGGUAGGCAAACACGCAUAUACACAAGCACACUUUUUCCAUUACAUAGAUUUCAUCAACCCUGUCUUUACUUCAAUUGAGGGAGUUAGGAUGCAUGUCUAAAGUAUUGGAUCAGGCCCCCAGUGUUGAUGUACUUUGUUGUUUGUUCCACCAGGGGGCAUAUGUCCUGCACAUGCUAAGACACUACCUGACUGACCAAGUGUUCCAGAGUGGAAUCAUGCGUUACCUUCGCAGGUACAGCUACAGCAACGCUUGCAACCAGGAACUGUGGGACAGCCUGGCCAACGUGCGUAGAUCGAUCAAAUGAUACAUAAUUUUUUGAUCCCAAUAGGUUGCUUUAGUGUGUAAAUGUGAACUGCUGUGUUGUUUUUCUCAGAUGUGUUCAGAAGAGGAGUUCACCUCUGGAGAACACUGCUACAGCAGCAGCCAGGCAGCUAAGAACGCAGUAAACACACCUCUCUUUACAUAACAGUACAUUACAUUACAAUACCAACAGUCCGACCAUUACAAACAUGUACUCUGUAAACGUCUCACCACUGAAUUAACUGUGUGAUGUUUACCUGUGGGUGUGGUUUUGAUGUGUGUGUGUGUUGUGUGUCAGUACCUGUACGCUGGGGAGCACCUGGACCUGACGACCAUGAUGAACACCUGGACGUUGCAGACAGGUGUGCCCUUGGUAACGGUUGCUAGACAGUGGUCUCGUCUGGUGCUGAAACAGGAGAGGUUCCUGAGGACCACACAUCCCUCUGAUCCAGCAUGGCCUAGCUUGCAGCAGGGGUAAACACACACACACACACACACACACACACACUCACUCUGAUGUUCAUGUGUUGAAGGUGAAUGUGGACAUGGCUGGUUAUUACCUGGUCCACUAUGAUGGUUCAGGCUGGGACGACUUGAUACAACUACUGAAGAACAACCACACAGCUCUCAGCUUCAUGGACAGAACACACCUCAUACACAACGCCUUCCAACUCACCACGUAAGAGACCUAUCUGUGUGUGUGUGUGUCCAUGUGAUUAUGUGAAUAGACAACACAAACACUCUUUUGUUUCUGACGUCAUCCCUCUAUAAUAUUUCUAUAGGGCAGGUCGGCUGUCACUCGAUAAAGCCUUGGACCUUAUUGGCUACCUGCGAUCAGAGAGUCACACCGUGCCCCUCCUCCAAGGAUUGGCCUACCUGGAAGCCUUCUACAGGAUGGUGGAGAGGAUGGACAUACCUGACGUCACACAAAACCUCAGGGUAGGGCACAUACACAAACACAUAAAACAUGAAAUAAUUCUAAAACAUUCUGUUACAUAAAGUUUGAGUUAGGUAUGUGUGUGUGUGGUCUGAUGUCCUCUCUGUGUGUGGUCUGAUGUCCUCUCUGUGUGUGGUCUGAUGUCCUCUCUGUGUGUGUUUUCUGCAGACAUACAUCCUGUGGUAUUUCCGUGGUGUGAUUGACCGUCAGAUGUGGAGCGACAAGGGCUCUGUGUCUGAGAGGCGGCAGAGUUCGGAGCUCCUCUCCCUGGCCUGCCAUCUAGGAGACCUCCCCUGUCUGGAGCAGGCCCAGCGCAGCUUCACACACUGGCUGGACUCCAACAGCACACUCAGGUCUUUCUGUCUGUCUGUCUGUCUGUCUGUCUGUCUGUCUGUCUGUCUGUCUGUCUGUCUGUCUGUCUGUCUGUCUGUCUGUCUGUCAGCUAUUUGAGAGAGUAAUUACAUCCCAUGGACAGCAACAUACAGUACCUUGUUCAAUCCUUGACCCAAUCAAAGGUGCAAACUUUGCCUGACUGCAGAAGUAAACCAUGUCCUGUCUGUGCCUCUCCCUCCACCAGCCUGCCUGCAGUGACAGAGACAGUGUAUUCAGUAGGGGCCCAGGAGGACAGUGGCUGGGCGUCGCUCCUCCACAUAUACACUCUCUCCCUCUCAGAGACACACAAACACAAGAUCCUCUCUGCCCUGGCCAGCAGCAGAGACACAAACAAACUACACAAGUAUGUAUAGUCUUCUAUACUCUGUCAAUUCAAUUCAAUAUAUGACAUUACAUUAAAUUUGUGUGUGUGUGUGUUUCUACCCCAGGUUGUUGGAGCUGGGUCUAGAGGGGAAGGUGAUCCGUACCCAGGACCUGGCCUCCCUCCUCGUCAUGGUAGCCAGGAACCCCAGGGGACAUCAUCUGGCCUGGACCUACGUCCAGAAAUACUGGAGCACCUUGGUGGACAAGUAGGUGGUAGAGAGGGAGGGGGAGAGGCAGGGGGAGUGAGAGGGGGAGGGGGAGAGGAGGGGGAGAGGGAGAAGGAGAGGGUUGGGAGAGAGGGGGAGGAAGAGAGAUGCACAGGGAGAGGGAGAGAGAAACUAACACUCAGGAGGAGAAAUAGGUGGCGUCUAUCCCUGUGCUAGAGAACUGAUAGACAGACAAUGGUAAAAAAAGUAUGUAGUAGUAGGCCAGCAGUCCCAUAGCCUGUGGGCUUUAGCCAACCUGUGAUGUUUCCUCUGAUUUCCACCCUGCAGGUUCCAGUUGGGAUCGUUCUCUAUUAGAAACAUUAUCAUCGGCACCACAGGCCAGUUCUCCUCCACAGAGGAACUCACUGAGGUGAGAUUACUGAUCUGUUAGUGGCAAUAUAAUUUUCAACAACUACACCCUGAACCUAGAAAUGUAAUGUGUCAGUAGCAAUGUAUGAGCGAGGGUGUGUGUGUGUCCCAAAGCCCACGGCCAUGCUUACCAGGUGUGUGUGUUCCCUAGGUGCGUGUAUUCUUUGAGUCGAUCCAUGAGCAGGCGUCUCAGCUGAGAGUCACUCAGGUUGCCAUUGACAACAUCCAGAAGAACAUCCUCUGGAUAGAAAGAAACCUGGGAACUCUGAGGAGCUGGCUGAACCAACGGAUAGACUCAAGAGAGAAAGGGGGAGGGAGGGAGAGAGGGGUGGGGAGAUAG
Messenger RNA from Coregonus sp. 'balchen', 17291 nucleotides. The record is from the annotation of a GenBank genome assembly. Lineage: Eukaryota; Metazoa; Chordata; Actinopteri; Salmoniformes; Salmonidae.